AUGGGAAAUUUAACUUUUCAAUUUAUCACCUUACUUUUGGUUCCUUAUGCAAGUGCUCUAGAUUGCACUCAAAUUUGGAGUUCUGAUAUUCGAGAUGGAAAUACUGUGAAUUUUCCAAAAAGUGAUGGUUCAAUGCAGACCCUUCCAGGAAACUUCAAUUGUGUUUAUAAUAUUUCCGCUCCCACUAAUUCAACUAAUGGGAUCUAUGCAAUUGUGACAUUAAAAAAUGGCUUGCAAGGUGCAAACGAUUAUAUCCUGGUCAAAAAAAUCACUGGUACCCAGCAAAAACUUGUUAGCUCUGGAAAUAAAGUGGAAACAUUCAAAGUGAUCCCAGGAAGCCAAUUGAGUGUACAAGUGGUUACCAAAAGCGUUGUGAUGAAUUCGCAGUUUGCGGUUUCAGUAGAAUAUCAUGGUGUAGUGAUUGGACCAAAAGUUCAGAUGAAAACAGGAGGGGAAAUGAAUUAUUUGGAUGUGAAGACCAUAAAUCAUGGUUCUGAUUUAUUCAGCUCUGUGACAUAUGUUUCCAUGGAGCAUAUCGUUUUAACUCUUGCCGGAACCGAGUUUGACUAUCAUUACGACUCUAAUGUAUACGACACCUGCUAUUUCAUUGAUGGCACAUUUGAAAAUCAACGAAAAAUCUAUGAAGUUGAUGAUUUCGCUCCGGACAAAGACCGAGAUUUCACAACCAUUGCCCAUCACUUAACAAUUGUCAGUUUGCAAGAAAAAGUGAUUCAAGUCGUCCUGAAUCCAGUUUCUGAAGUUCAACAGUUCGACGACCUAUAUGCAGUGCCUGUCACUAAUACCAGUGAAGUUUAUUAUACAACCAACAACGAUGCCUACGAAUUUGUGAAUUUCGAUUCUGUUGGAAUUGUCAUGGAGGUGGUCAAGGUUAUAACGUGGCCAUGUCGAGCUAUAGUUGUAAAUGGACCACCAAACGCAGAAUCAAAAGUUCUUUUGAGUCUUGAUUCCAAUCCAACCAAGCCUCAAAUCUUUAAUGUAAAAUAUCUUACAGUUGUUUCUUAUGAAUGCAUUCAAAUUCCGGAUUCUGUAAUUUUCGAUGAUAGCACAACUUAUAUUCCGGGCAAGGAUGGUUCAUUGCAAACAAUUCCUGCCAAUUUUAAUUGUGUUUAUAAUAUUUCUGUUCCCACGAAUUCUACAGAUGGCUUAUAUGCAGUUGUAACAGUUUUGAAUGGUCUGAAAGGCGUUAAUGAUUUCAUGCUAGUCACUGAAACCACAGGAAAACUAGUCAAAAUCACCAGCAGUUCCGAUUUUCUGCGCUCAUUUAAAAUGGUACCUGGAUCACAAAUGAGUGUACAAGUGGUCACUAAAAGUGUUCAAAUGAACUCACAAUUUGAGAUUACUGUACAAUAUCAUGCCGCGAUAAUUGGAGAUAAUUUAAAAAUGAAAACAGGAGGAGAGAUGAAUUUUGUGGAUGUCACAGCGAUAGGGGAUAGUUCCCGAUUUUUUAAUUCAGUGACUUAUACUGGAACUGAGCCGAUUCUCGUAACUCUUGCUACGGAUCAAAACAGUUUCGAUGGCUACACCAACUGCUACGUCAUUGAUGGAACAAUUGAAAAUCAAGUACAAGUUUAUCAAGUGGACGAUCUUUUACACAAAAGUCGCCUAACCACAACUUCCAAAUCUGUGACUAUUGUCAGUUUUGACGAAUUAUACUUUCAAUUUGUUUUAAACCCAAUUUCUGAGGCGGCACCUUUCACUAGUUUAACAUCAUCGGCAAUUAAACAAACAGACGAUUAUUUCUACCUCUUGGGGAAUCGAGCAGUGGAAUUUGUGAAUUUUAACUCGGUUGGAAUUUUGAUGGACAACGUGCGCAUGGAUACUGAACCCUGCAACGCUACAGUAGUAUCUGGCCCACCGAACAACUCAUCGAAAAUUCUUCUGGAUCUUUCAACGUACCCAUUAAUGCCUCAGAACUUUAACGUGAAAUAUUUUACAAUAAUUUCUCAUGAGUGUAGAUUUGAGUUCUCUGUCAGGGCUUCUAAUUGGAUUGAAUGA
Messenger RNA from Caenorhabditis briggsae, 2016 nucleotides. NCBI's taxonomy places the organism in Eukaryota, Metazoa, Nematoda, Chromadorea, Rhabditida, Rhabditidae. Gene Ontology annotation, biological process: innate immune response. The record is from RefSeq and is a predicted model, not a curated record. Gene Ontology annotation, cellular component: membrane raft. The transcript is spliced from 13 exons. The coding region runs from base 1 to 2016 and encodes 671 amino acids.